AUGCCUUCCACCAAGAACACCACCGCCCAGACCCCCGGCUACCCUCUCAGCUGCAGCGUCAUGGCCAAGCCCACCAAGGACAACCAGACUCCCGGCUAUCCCCUGAGCUGCAGCGUCAUGAAGAAGCCAGCUGCCAACGGUCAAACCCCCGGCUACCCCCUCAGCUGCACUGUCAUGUAA
Fusarium odoratissimum NRRL 54006 is the source of this 180-nucleotide messenger RNA. RefSeq lists its product as uncharacterized. The transcript has a single exon. The record is from RefSeq and is a predicted model, not a curated record. Bases 1 to 180 code for a protein of 59 amino acids. NCBI's taxonomy places the organism in Eukaryota, Fungi, Ascomycota, Sordariomycetes, Hypocreales, Nectriaceae.